Molecule: messenger RNA, 1592 nt
Organism: Photinus pyralis (common eastern firefly)
Lineage: Eukaryota; Metazoa; Arthropoda; Insecta; Coleoptera; Lampyridae
Product: lachesin-like
Biological process (GO): synapse organization
Cellular component (GO): neuron projection membrane
Source: RefSeq, a predicted model, not a curated record
GAAGGAGAGACUUACAGAAGUAUUCAGACUGGCGACAGCAGCUGUGGUACAAUAACUUCGAUGACUUCUCCCGGACAGAAGGAGCAGCGGGAGCCGAAAAUAAUACCAUAAAUAACGUCACGGUCCAAUUAGGUGCCACCGCAUAUUUACAUUGUCGUGUAAGAGGCCCCGGGGACAGGAUGACCGGAACUGACCAAAUCUCGUGGGUACGACGAAGAGACUGGCACAUAUUAUCAUCGGGAAUGUUCACCUACACUAAUGACGAAAGGUUUCAAAUUUUACAUUCUGAGGGAUCCGACGACUGGACUUUGCAAAUCAAAUACGUUCAAAAGCGAGACAACGGCACGUACGAAUGUCAGGUAUCAGGGAGUGCGGGUUUAAUUUCCCAUUUCGUCAACCUUCAAAUUGUUAUACCAGAAGCUCACAUACAAGGCAGUGGGUCGGGAGAGCAUCAUGUGGACAAAGGAAGUAUCAUAAAUCUGGUAUGCAUAAUAGAUAAGAGUCCAACGCCGCCGCAGUACGUCUUCUGGUACCACAACAACAACAUGAUUAAUUAUGACACGAAUAGAGGUGGAAUUAACGUCGAAACACUUCCGGGUCAUCCAACACAAAGUCGAUUAACCAUAACCGAUACGCAUGAGGCGGAUUCUGGAAAUUAUACGUGCUCUGCUUCAAAUACCGAACCGGCUUUUGUUUACGUUUAUGUGUCCGAAGGUGACAACGUCGACGCAAUUCUAAUGCGAAAAUCGUGUGCAAUGUGCGUUGCGAGCCAACUAAUACUUCUACUGAUACCAAGCAUUGCUGCAGCCAUGCGAUAGAAUAAUCAACUUCCGAUAGCUCAAAGUGCAUCUUCGUUAAUGAAAAUAUUGACUGCGUAAAAGAAACCAAAACCAAGAAACAAUGUAUAAAUGUGAACUAAAACAAACUUUUCAAUUCGUUUAUAGUGUGUAUGUGUUAAAAAAUCACAAAAUAUGUUUUUAAGGAAAAAUUCAAAAAAUUUCGCAGGGUAUUGCAGCAGGCAUAUAUUGUAUAUAACCAAAAAAAAACUCUAUUUUAAAUUUGAGUAAUAGAAUUGUUAAUUUUUCGUAAAAAUUUUAAACUAAUUGGAACUUGGUGGAAUUAUGCCCGAUGGAUUGUUCGUCUCGUGUAAGAAAUAUAUUCAAAUUCAUAAUUGCACUACAUUAUCAAUAUGUAUAUUUUUCUUCUCACUGUUACCUUGUAUAAUUCCUAUGUUGUGUUAUAGAAGUAUGAAGAACGAGAUUAGAUACGAAUACGAUUUUUUGUAACGUUCGUAGAACGUAUUGUAAGCGCGAACUGCCAAACAGUUUAGUUUACUUUGCCCUAAGUCUUGUUUGUAUUGCCAAUCAUCUUUGAGCAUGUUUUUAAUGUAAAAAACACAUCUAAUGUAAAUAUUAACAAAUUUAUCUAUAUUAAACUAAGGGAAUGAAUGGAUAGACUGAUGAAAGGUAUCUAUGUGACUAAAAAAUGUGUAAAAGACUAUGCGUACUAAACCUAUAUUGUAUUACCUAAUGAAUCAAAACUGCGAAUGAUGAGUGCUAAAUAAAUUUACAACUAUAUGUUUAGAAAUCACA